UAUGUGUGCAAGAGACAACCAUAGCCCAAAACCGAGCGCCACUUGUCUCCGAUCUAUGAUUUUGCCUUAUCUCAGAAUCAAAUUUCGAAUAUCUUUGCUGGUAUUGGUGCAACCUUGAACACAAACUGAGCUUUUAAUUAUGGAAUCUUUUUCGAUAAUUUCCUUAACCCAGUUAUGUUCCAUAUCCUACGUAGAAAACCACAUUUCCUCUUCUUUUACACCUCUCCAAACCCAAGCUACCGUUCCUCCCUUGCAGAUAAAGAAAACCCAGAAACAAUUUCCUCACGAAGGUUAGUUUUAGUUCUCAUGUUGGGUUCCUUAAUCAUGGUUUAGUUCAGUCUUUUUUCUCUCACUUUUAUCGUGCUUUUGGUUUGAGUUUCUGGUAUGGGUACUUGGGUUUUCAAAUACCAAACCAAGAGGUCCGUCGUCGUUUUCUUGAACGUUUCAUUUCUCUUGGCGGCGUCUGUUUUUCUUGCGAUUCGUUUCAGUUCUUCAGAAUCUGUUGUUUUAAGCAGAUAUGGUACUUCUAAAUUCGACAAUAGUCAGCUGGAUUGUAAGAGUCUGGGGAAUUCAGAUGAUUAUGAAGCCAAGUGUUCUUAUCUCAAAGCCAGUGAUCCUUGUGUUUAUCAAGGCUAUAUCGAUUAUCUUCACCUUUUUUAUUGCAAUUUCGGACAAUUUCCCUUGUUGGGUCAUUUCCUUCUUCUUGUUUGGCUUGUUGUCUUGUUUUAUCUUUUGGGAAACACUGCCUCCGAAUACUUUUGUUAUUCUCUUGAAAGCUUGUCUAGCCUUUUAAAAUUGUCCCCUACACUUGCUGGUGUUACACUCUUGUCCCUUGGCAAUGGUGCCCCUGAUGUCUUUUCUAGCAUAGUGUCUUUCAUGGACAGCGGAACACAGGAUGUUGGGAUAAACACAGUUCUCGGUGGUGUUUUCUUUGUGACUUGUGUCGUCGUCGGGACCAUCGGAACUUUCGUGCACCGGAAACGAGUUCCGGUUAACAAACCGGCCUUCGUAAGAGAUGCUUGCUACCUCCUAUUGGUUCUUGCAUCCUUAAUUUUGAUACUGAGUAUCGGAGAAGUCAGUGUAUGGGCAGCGAUGGCCUUUUGUUCAAUGUAUAUUGUUUAUGUUAUCCUUGUGUACAUCAUGUAUAUUGUCUGGAAUUCUGGUCAAACGGGCAACAUUGAUUCCUAUUCGAGCUGUAACAGCGAUUUGAGCAUACCGAUUUUGAACGGAAUUGGGAAAACGGAGAUCGAUAAUUUAGAGGCAGGGGAUUUGGAAGAUGAGAAAGGAGAUGGAUUCAGGAGAUGUUGUUUGUGUUUAAGAAUAUCAGAUACAUGUAGUAUGUUACUUUGGAUACUUGAGAUGCCUCUUUAUUUACCUAGGAGAUUGACAAUCCCAAUUGUUUGUCAAGAAAGAUGGUCUAAACCAGUUGCGGUUGCUUCGGUGACCUUGGCACCAAUUCUCUUAUCCGUACUCUGGGAUCUUCAAGACGACGAUCUAACCUUCGAAACCGGCUUGGUGGUCUACGUAAUCGGGAUCCUGGUCGGAACUAGCUUCGGGGUUCUCGUGUAUUUGAAAACCGAAAAAUCUAGCCCGCCGAAGACGUGCUUGUUCCCGUGGCUAGCCGGAGGGUUUGUGAUGAGCGUGGUUUGGAGUUACAUCAUUGCUCAAGAAUUGGUUGCCCUAUUGAUUUCAACCGGCUACAUACUCGGAAUCAGUCAAUCGAUCCUCGGGUUCACGGUCCUUGCAUGGGGCAACUCACUUGGAGACCUGGUCACCAACUUGUCCAUGGCAUUGAAUGGUGGUCCAGAAGGGGUUCAAGUUGCUAUAUCAGGUUGCUAUGCAGGUCCAAUCUUCAACACUCUAUUUGGAUUAGGGGUGUCUUUGAUUGGGGCAGCCUGGCAUGGGUACCCUACACCUGUUCAGAUCCCCAAAGACCCUCAUCUCCUUCAAACAAUGGGAUUCCUUGUGGCUGCCUUGGUUUGGGCACUCUUGGUCCUACCGAUGAGAGAUAUGAAGCUCGAUGGGGUCCUUGGAGGAGGACUUUUCUUUAUCUACUUCACUUCCAUGUCCUUGAGGCUCAUUCAAGCUCUCUAACAUUGUACCUAAUAGCCUUACCCUACGUCGAUAGCGAAAUGCUAGGUGCAUGUAUAUAUUUCAUACUGAUAUGUCCAAUUUUUUAAAAG
Messenger RNA from Hibiscus syriacus, 2183 nucleotides. RefSeq names its product cation/calcium exchanger 2-like. The record is from RefSeq and is a predicted model, not a curated record. NCBI's taxonomy places the organism in Eukaryota, Viridiplantae, Streptophyta, Magnoliopsida, Malvales, Malvaceae. Gene Ontology annotation, biological process: transmembrane transport; monoatomic cation transport. The coding region runs from base 385 to 2094 and encodes 569 amino acids. The transcript has a single exon. Gene Ontology annotation, molecular function: monoatomic cation transmembrane transporter activity. Gene Ontology annotation, cellular component: membrane.